AUGAAAUACAAUACCGAAGAUAGGGCCACCACUUCGGCCGCCGAUAUCCCUCUCAACGACCUCGAAUCCGCCUCCAAUUCGGGGACUCGUUCAAAUACCACAUCGCGCUGGGAUAAUUUCUCGCAAUUCCACCCGUCCAAGAUCCUCGCGCAUCCCGAUGGCUUGACACAAAAAUUGUCGCAAGAGGACUGGUUGGCAUAUGCGGAAGACAAAUGGCACAAGUUCACAGUCGCGCUCACGCCGAGUUUCCUCCAGCACUGGGUAGGUGGUGAGCCACCUGCAACCUCAAAACUCCACGCGAUUGCCGCGCUGGAUGGCUUGCGCGGCUGGGCCUGUCUACUCGUAUUCAACUUCCAUUUCCUUUUCACAUACACCUGGAAGGUCGCAAUAGGAUGGGGAUUUGGAGGAGAAAACUUUGGAAUCCAUCAGCUGCCUUUUGUGCAUAUGUUGAUAUCCGGCCAUAUCAUGGUGUCCAUCUUCUUCGUGCUUUCGGGCUACGUUCUGUCAUAUAAACCGCUCAAGACGAUUCGGAGCAGGUCCUUCAAUCAAACGUUCACAACGCUUGCAUCGGGGACAUUUCGUCGAGCCUUCCGCCUCUACAUACCCGCGCUUGUUGGCAUUUUCUGUGUCUUCGUGGCUGUUCGCCUCGGGUUGUACAAUUACUCCAAUGCCGUUAUUAGGGAAGGCCACACAAUUCUCGGAACAAACGAGCAACACCCUCAUAUGAUGAAGACGUUCUCAAAACAGAGCGAUGAUUUGUGGGAUACGGUCGCCACUUUGUUGAAUCCGUUCGACUAUGCGCUGUACUAUAACUACUACAACCCGCACCUGUGGACAAUUCCUCUCGAGUUCCGCUCUUCUCUGAUUCUGUUUGUUGUUAUCAUGGGAACCUCGCGUCUGGUGUCAUCAGUGCGCAUGACGCUGGUCUCCGGCUUGGUCUGGUUCUGCAUGCGCUAUGGACGCUGGGAAAUGGUUAUGUUCUUGUUCGGUAUGCUGAUGGCUGAAGUUGACCUCAUUUAUGGUACAUGGGAGCAACCCCCAAGACCAGCAGCAGAAGAUGAGAAGACAACCAUCCGUCUUGGCCCAAGCAGCAAGGUCACACUCACAUUGUCUCGCCGCUGGCUAUGGAUCUCACUAUUCGUGGUUGGUCUGUAUUUCGGCUCCUGCCCCAACAUUGGCUUCAAAUGGACACCUUUCUAUAGGUGGUUGUGGUACAUCACUCCAUACACAUAUCCCGAGCCCCACCGCUUCGCCCAGACCAUUGGUGCCGCCAUCAUCGUGUUCUCCAUCAACCACUCCCCGGACAUCCAGAAGCUGUUCACCAACCCGCUUUCCCAAUACCUCGGGAAAAUCUCCUUUGCAUUCUAUGUAGUUCACGGUCCAAUUCUUCAUUGCCUGGGCUACGCUCUCAUGCCUAAUAUCUGGAACAUCACUGGGAAGGAAACCAACCUCCAGUAUUGCCUUGGGUUCCUAAUUGGCUGGCUCAUCUGUCUCCCCGUCGCUAUCUGGAUGGGCGAUGUUUUCUGGCGCGCCGUGGAUAUCCCCAGCGUCAAAUUUGCGCGCUCGCUCGAGGACCGUCUGAUUUCCAAAGAUCCAGCCCACCGUCCUCCAACCUUGACGGUUUCCCAUGUGGAUUGA
Messenger RNA from Penicillium brevicompactum, 1638 nucleotides. RefSeq names its product acyltransferase family protein. The record is from RefSeq and is a predicted model, not a curated record. Lineage: Eukaryota; Fungi; Ascomycota; Eurotiomycetes; Eurotiales; Aspergillaceae. Gene Ontology annotation, cellular component: membrane. The coding region runs from base 1 to 1638 and encodes 545 amino acids. The transcript has a single exon. Gene Ontology annotation, biological process: polysaccharide biosynthetic process. Gene Ontology annotation, molecular function: acyltransferase activity, transferring groups other than amino-acyl groups.